Messenger RNA from Nannizzia gypsea CBS 118893, 405 nucleotides. RefSeq lists its product as hypothetical. Gene Ontology annotation, molecular function: translation initiation factor activity; RNA binding. The record is from RefSeq and is a predicted model, not a curated record. Gene Ontology annotation, biological process: translational initiation. Gene Ontology annotation, cellular component: nucleus. Bases 1 to 405 code for a protein of 134 amino acids. The transcript is spliced from 2 exons. NCBI's taxonomy places the organism in Eukaryota, Fungi, Ascomycota, Eurotiomycetes, Onygenales, Arthrodermataceae.
AUGGGUAAGCCGAGGAGGAAGAUGUUGGCCACGGCCGAAGAGACGCUCUAUCCGCCGCCCGCACUCGAGGAAGGACAGACAAUCGCUAGGGUCGUCAAGGCAACAGGAAACAACAUAUACUCCGUCGAGCUGCCGUCGAAGGAGUCGAUAUUGGUGGAACUUCCAGCUCGUUUCCGUUCUACCAUCUGGAUGAAGAGAGGCACCUUUGUCGUCGUCGAUUCCACCGCGUUAGAGGAGCGAGAUAACAAACUCUCUGGCGAGAUUGUGAACAUAGUUAGGGACGAUAAGGCGUGGAGAAAAGCUGAUUUCUGGCCGAAGGAGUUUGUGAAGAAAAUUGUCGAGGACAGUGAUGACGAGGAAUCCACCGUUGGAAAGCUUCCCCCCUCGGACGACGAAGAAGUGUGA